GUUGUCUACUUAACUUGGCACAUUAUUUGCAUAUAGUCAAUAUAGUCUUUUCAUUGGCUCAUUGUCUUUCCUCAGUCAGAUGGAAUAAAUUGAAAUGUGUAUCUUUUAAAGAUUUACGAUUUGACGUUGGAUUAAAUCAGAUACGUGGCAUCAGAAUUUGGGAAUGGGAUAGCCUACAUAAUUCAAUAGUUUGCCAGUUUGAUAGGCAUAUACGUCUCACAUUUUAGUGUAUGAGCGUUGAUUUUUCUAGCGAAAGUAUACUUCUCAAUGGUCGAAACGUUGACAUUUUUUGUCAACCUCAAAUUAGUCAUCAGUGGAUAAAGAGAUUAAGACUGGCCAAAAGACAAUGUAAAAUGUUCAUAAUUACCAGUGUCUCAAUAAAUUACGUCAGUUGCAAAUGUUAUGCGCAUUCUAGCGUAUUCCUUUGGACUUGUGAUUUACGUCUUUCCUUGGUAUCAAUAGUAGCAAAUGGGAUUAGACAGAUCAGUUGCACAUGAGCGCUGUAAACCACUCACGAUGAGCAUUUUGUGUUCUUAAGCACUUCUACAGGUUGGCUGCUUGAUUGGAAUCAGGUUGAGGUUCAUCCGUGCCUAGAAGGCAUCCUUUUUGGGACAGUUUCAUGUUUUGACGUUUGAGAGAUAAAAUGGCUAUUCUGUCAACAGAGAUUUCCUUUAUGGCUAAUAUUUUUAAAACGAUCUUCGACUCCCAAAACAAUGUGUUGUUCGGCUUAGUUUCCUCUUAGGACAAGGAGUUCUUAAUGAUGUCAUAAAUCCUGAUUCCCUUGAAGGAUUUCAAGUAAUCUGCGUGUGAAAUUACUUUACCUAAAAAGUAAAGAUGACAUAAAACAAUUUAGGCUGUGGCACCUAUAAUUUAUAAUUAUUUUAGCCUAUUAUUAAUAUUAGUAGUAUUACUGUCAUUAGUCUUUAAUAGUGUAAUGAAGGUAGGAUAAUACCAACCAUUUUGCACAAAGUGGCACAUCUUUCAACUAUCUAAUAGUUUAGGGAAUUAUCUGCAAUGACUUAAACUCAGUUGUUUUUGGUGUCCUUGCCUCUCUUUCAAGCGCUAAACUGCUGCCUCCGACCUAUCUGUUUUGUCUAUUUACAUAUAGCAAUUUUCUCCAGGGGACAUUUUCAUUAACAUUUUACAGUCAUUAUUAUUCCUCCGUCAAAUGAUCAUAUGAUCUGAAUUGUUAGACAAAAGAUCUGUUGAUCAACCGCAGAAGGCUGCGGAAUCAAUUCUCUUCUGCUUCCUGUCCCACACAAGCCUCACACACAUUCAGCUGUAAGCAUUCAUUGUACCCUGCCGUUGUGACAUUGGUUUUGAAUCAAACAUUUCUAUAAACUCUUGAUUUGCAUGACUCGUUCCUAGAGAUUAUGGAUUGGACAUCCAAUCCGCAAGCCUACCAAUACUUCAUGCAACAAUUGCUGUUUUCUGGGAAAUAAGUCAGAAGUGUAGAAAUUCUCAGCUGCUUGUGAACAAUCAAAGGGAUUGUUUGUGUGAGGACUGUACCAGCGCCAGGCCUGCCCGUCACUUUCACAUGCAACGCAGACAUGGGGUCUCCUGGGAAACGAACAGCAGUAACUUUGGGCUAUUUCACAACAUUUGCUCCAUCUUUUAUCUUGGGGAUACGUAGCAUACUAUCUAUCGAGCUUUCAAAUAACUAACAUGGAUUUCCUUCUGUCUUUCUCUCCGUGUUUCCAACCCUCCCCUCUCCUUCCGCGCAACCAUUGCUCCACAAGUCACCUUGCUACCUACCUGUAAAGCUUGCAACAAGGACCCGCACCUUCAGGGCUUUUUUCUGUCAAACCGUCUGGGUACUACUUUACGCUCUUCUACCUUUCCACGCCCCUGUGCUGAAGUAUUUGGCUGAACCGCACUCUUUCCGCAAGAGCACUCUCUUUUUUUUCCUCUGCGCCAAUCACUCCUCCUCCCCCCCUCCUCGACCAUGGGAGGCAAGAUAGACAUGCAUUACAUCGUGUUCUCGCCUGUGUACCUGUUGAUGUGGCUGUACACGCUGAUCACCUUUGUCCCAUGGUAUUUACUCACUGACCCGGGGAAGAAGAAAACCAUGGCCAAAAGAGUCAAAGCCAAGUCGACCACUGGCAAACCCGAGGGGCCCUAUCGCUCCGUGGACCACUUUGACUCCCUGGCCCGGGAGGACUUUGACGGCAAAGACACCCUGGACAAGCUGUUCAAACACGCCGUGCAGCGAUUCUGCAAAGCCGACUGCCUCGGCACCAGGGAGGUGUUGAGCGAGGAGAACGAGACGCAACCCAACGGGAAGGUCUUCAAAAAGCUGAUCCUGGGGGAGUACAGGUGGCUGUCCUACGACGAGGUGGACCAGAUCAUCGACCGCCUGGGGAGCGGGCUGGCAGCGCUGGGCCAGCAGCCCAGGGACACCAUCGCCAUCUUCUGCGAGACGCGGGCCGAGUGGAUGAUCACGGCGCAGGCCUGCCUCCGACGCAACUUUCCUUUGGUGACGCUCUAUGCUACGCUGGGGGAGGAAGCGGUGGUCUAUGGUUUGAAGGAUUGCGGGGCCACUCACCUCAUCACUAGCGCUGAACUUCUGGAGACCAAACUCAAACAUGCGCUGGGAGAGAUUCCAAACUUGAAACACAUCAUUUACGUGGACAACAAGACCAUCAGCAAGACUGGUUACCCAGACAACGUCCAGAUCCACAGCAUGCAGGCUGUACAAGAGCUGGGAGCCAAACCGGAGAACUUGAGCAUAGAGGUCCAGUCGCCCCAGCCCACGGAUCUGGCCGUUGUCAUGUACACCAGCGGCUCCACCGGCCGCCCCAAAGGCGUCAUGAUCAUCCACAGUAACCUGAUAGCCGGCAUGACAGGCCAGUGUGAGAGGAUUCCUGGCCUGGGGCCCACGGACACCUACAUCGGCUACUUGCCCCUGGCCCACGUGCUGGAGAUGACCGCAGAGAUCUCCUGUGUGACGUACGGAUGCAGGAUCGGAUACUCGUCACCACAGACUCUCUCUGACCAGUCAACCAAGAUCAAAAAGGGUAGUAAAGGAGACUGCUCUGUGCUGAGGCCCACGCUGAUGGCAGCUGUUCCGGAGAUAAUGGACCGCAUCUAUAAAAAUGUGAUGAACAAGGUGCAGGAGAUGAACUACAUGCAGAGGACUCUCUUCAGGCUGGGCUACAACUACAAACUGGAGCAGAUUAAAAUGGGCUACGACGCCCCCAUCUGCAACCUGAUUCUGUUCAAGAAGGUGAAGGCUCUGCUGGGCGGAAACAUCCGGAUGAUGCUGUCAGGAGGGGCGCCUCUGUCCUCCACCACCCAGCGCUUCAUGAACGUGUGCUUCUGCUGCCCGGUGGGGCAGGGCUAUGGGCUGACGGAGACCUGCGGAGCCGGCACCAUCACAGAGAUGGCGGACUACAGCACUGGGCGAGUCGGGGCCCCCCUCGUCUGCUGCGAGUUGAAGCUGAAAGACUGGGUUGAAGGCGGGUACACGGCCCAGGACAAGCCCCACCCUCGAGGCGAGAUCAUGCUCGGUGGGCCCAAUAUCACCAUGGGCUACUACAAGAGCGACCACCUGAACGAGGACUUUGUGGUGGACGAGAGCGGCCAGCGGUGGUUUUGCACCGGAGACGUGGGCGAGAUCCACGCGGACGGCUGCCUCCAGAUAGUGGACCGUAAGAAGGACCUGGUCAAGCUGCAGGCUGGGGAGUACGUCUCACUGGGCAAAGUGGAAUCGGCCCUGAAGAACAGCCCCCUCAUCGACAACAUCUGCGCAUACGCUAACAGUGAACAGAGCUAUGUGAUCAGCUUCGUGGUACCAAAUCAGAAGCAGUUGACAGAACGGGCCAGUAAGAAUGGUAUUACCAGCACCUGGGAAGAGAUCUGCAACCACCCAGCUAUGGAGAAGGAAGUGUUGGAGGCCAUCAAAGAGGCUGCAGCCUCAAUCAAACUGCAAUGUUUCGAGAUUCCGGUGAAAGUGCGUUUAAGUCCAGAGCCCUGGACCCCAGAAACGGGUUUGGUGACGGAUGCUUUCAAGCUAAAGAGGAAAGAGCUGAAGAACCACUAUCUCACCGACAUUGAGAGGAUGUACGGAGGGAAGUGAAAGUCACCGUCCAAAGAGAGUGUGUGUGUGUGUGUCGAGAUGGUGUGAGAGCGCAUUUGUGUAUGUUCUCCAAAAGCAUUGACAAGUUUAACCCCAUACUGUUACAUAAAUAAUGCAAAUUAUGUCCACUUAUGAAUAUUUGUCCGUAACGUCACGCACAUAGAGGUCAGUUGGUUACAAGAACUUCUGUUGUAAACGCACAGCUUUGUGUAAAACUGCCAUUUUAUUGCAAAUUUGUGGAUUUGCAUCUUGUAAUUUGCCUUUUGAAAUUUAUUAUGAAAUGUAUGUAAAUAAUGAGAUUUUUUUGUGCCUGUUAAAGGUAGCUUGGUGUCAUAAAAUGUCUUGAAAAUGGCCAUUGUUGGCUUCAUUUGAUAAAUCUGCACAGCAGCUGUAAAACCUGUCAGGUAAAAGUGUGGUGCAAAGACUGCAUUAUACUGCCCCCUAGUGAAGAAGCAUUCACAGAGAAGCUAUCAGAAAAUGCCAGGCCCGCCAGUCUUAUUUGAUAUCAGCGGGUCUUGAGUUUACUCAUUCUCACAUGCUCCGUACACGACAGCUGUCCCUUCGCCCAUCACCACCUGUGCUUGUGUUCAAUCUGUUCAGUCAUGUUUAUUUAAAAGGACUCUCCGACAUAGUACUUUAAAUCCCUUGCGUUUUUGUUUAGUUUUGAAGUUAUUCAGGUUUUAUGAUCUUUGACUUUGUAAAUAGUGUGCUGGUGGUUGUUCUUUCUGCAAAUAUUUCUGUUAGCAUUUUGCAAAUGUUUAAUUUGCAUCACUGUGGAAUACACCUCUUCUCACUAUAAAGCACCACUAUUGUUCUAUUUGUAGAAUAUUCAUAGGUCAAAAGUUUCAGGACAUCUUUGUGGUGUUGUUUGAAUACUGUUGUCUGAAUAUACUAAAUUAAUAGACUGUACACUAUUACUGGAUGGGACACUUGUAAAAUGAAUAUUUACUUUUGUCCAUAGUAAUGCUUGACAAGAUGAAAUAUUUCCAACUAUGUAUUUAUUUUUGAUUAUUUACAAUGUAUUUUUUAGAAUACAAUAAUUGAAAAUUCCCUUGAGUGACAUGGAAAAACUUGAAUGUAAAGAUUUUCUAUGUAUGUUCAUUAAAGUAAGGUCAUGUACACUUUAACUUUUAAGAGAUGGUUUUGGUAUAAGGUCAAAAGUGGUGCAUGUUGAAAUGGCACUAUCGUAUGUGAUUUAUCAUUCUGUAGUUGUGACAAAACAGUAAAAAUAGAAAACUGGUCAAUGGAAACGUGUGUAUUAUUGACAGUGUUAGUACUGUACGUUAAAAGUAUUGUCACAUUUGCACAUAUCUGUAAUGGCCAACAUAUUUAGGUAAAUGUUUUUUGGGGGUCUUGAUGUAUUAGAAUUGUUUUUUAUCCUGUGGGGUUGACUACAUCCAUCAGGAAUGCAGCUGCUGUUAUAUUUAUACUAAGAUCCAUAUUCCAGCAGAUUCUGCUGAUAACUUCUAUCAGCUAUGUUUACUGUAGAAUAUUUAUUCAAAGCUGUCUGUGUGUAAAUUGUGGAACAGUUUAUGAUAAGGGAUCUGGGCAGUGUGUACUUAAUGAUUAUUUCCUUUGAUGUACAUAUUAUUUUUAUAUUGGUAUAUUAAAGCUUCUGCCCUAAAA
Messenger RNA from Osmerus eperlanus (European smelt), 5704 nucleotides. It is a transcript of the gene acsl4b, whose product is annotated as acyl-CoA synthetase long chain family member 4b. Lineage: Eukaryota; Metazoa; Chordata; Actinopteri; Osmeriformes; Osmeridae. The transcript has 14 exons. The record is from RefSeq and is a predicted model, not a curated record. Gene Ontology annotation, cellular component: plasma membrane; lipid droplet; endoplasmic reticulum. Bases 1946 to 4078 code for a protein of 710 amino acids. Gene Ontology annotation, molecular function: arachidonate-CoA ligase activity. Gene Ontology annotation, biological process: long-chain fatty-acyl-CoA metabolic process; neuron differentiation; long-chain fatty acid metabolic process.